This is a messenger RNA of Kogia breviceps (pygmy sperm whale), 776 nucleotides long. RefSeq names its product family with sequence similarity 167 member A (gene FAM167A). Lineage: Eukaryota; Metazoa; Chordata; Mammalia; Artiodactyla; Physeteridae. The record is from RefSeq and is a predicted model, not a curated record.
CGUCCUAGCGAUGCCCUCGGGACCCCCGUCCCCAGCUGGAUGAGACCCUUCCGGAGCGGGACCCGACCCUGCCACCCGCCAAGACUCCCACGGUGCCCUCCACGCCCCCCCCCCCAUGUCUGGCUGCCCAGGCAGGUUCUAGAAUGUCUGUGGCCCAGAUCCGAGUAGAAGACGCAGCCAGUGGGGAAGAAGGGCGGACGGGAACAGCCCCGCCUCCCGAUGACCACCUCCGGAGCCUGAAGGCCCUCACGGAGAAACUGAGGCUGGAGACCCGCAGGCCCUCCUACCUGGAGUGGCAGGCCAGGCUGGAGGAGCAGGCGUGGCCCUUGCCGAGGCCAGUGGCCAGGCAGCGGGGCCGUGUGGGAGAGGAGCCCUCUCUCCCCCCAAGAGCGCCCAGGGGGCACCCUCCACCUAACGGCUUGGCCAGCCAAGACGAUGGGGCCCCGCCCACUGGCAAGCUGGAGGGCUUUGAGAGCAUCGACGAAGCUAUAGCCUGGCUCAGGAAGGAACUGACGGAGAUGCGGCUUCAGGACCAGCAGCUGGCCCGGCAGCUCAUGCGCCUGCGCAGUGACAUCCACAAGCUGAAGAUCGAGCAGACCUGCGACCUCCACCGGCGGAUGCUCAACGACGCCACCUACGAGCUGGAGGAGCGGGACGAGCUGUCCGACCUCUUCUGCGACGCCCCGCUCGCCUCCUCCUUCAGUCUCUCCGCGCCACUCAAGCUCAUUGGGGUCACCAAGAUGAACAUCAACUCCCGCAGGUUUUCUCUGUGCUGA